AUGCGAUCGUUCUUGUCAACAAGUAUUGAUCGAGAGGCAGCACUCUGCUUCGCUCAAGCUGGCGCGCAUGAUGUGGAGAAAGUGUUGUUUGUGAUUGAAGCAGACACUCAUCGGCAGACUGCACCAUUUGCAUCCAUCUCACAUCUGAGUUAUUUUCGUACUGAAGAUGAAGUGUUAUUCAUGCUCGGUGCUGUCUUUCGAAUUGAGAAAGUGGAUUGUGAUGGUGGUGUGUGGGUGGUGAAGUUGGUCUUGUGCAGUAAAGAUGCUCAUGAGAUAAAGAAGAUGAUAGAUCAUAUGAAGAAGGAGAUUGGAGAAGGUGAAGCGACAUUCUACUCACUUGGAUGUUUGUUGCGGAAGAUGGGCAAAUAUGAGAAGGCUGAGAGAUGUAUUCAACGACGACUUCGUGAACUACCACAGAAUCAUCCACACGAGGCACCCUGUUACCACUUACUUGGAAAUAUUGCUGAUGACAAAGGCGAUUACACAUUAGCUCUUGAACAUCACAAUAAAUCCCUCUCCAUCAACCUCCACACAUUAACACCAGACCAUCCACACAUUGGAUAUAGUUACAACAGCAUUGGUGGAGUUUAUAAUGUGAUGGGUGAUAAUGAAUCAGCACUGCAGAACUAUGAGAAAGCCUUGUCAAUAUGGUCGAAGUGUUAUGGUAAAAAUGACGAACGUAUUGGAGAUGUCUACAACAACAUGGGAAACAUCUACCUGAGAGAAAACAAGUUGAAUUUAGCAAUCAACAAUUACACGAGGUCACUAGAGAUAAAGAAGAAGGUUCUUCCUACUGAUCACCCAAGUGUAGGUGAUAUAUAUAUGAACAUCGGCAGUGUUUAUGCGACCAAAGGCGAAUAUGAUAUGGCUUUGUCAAAUUACGAUAAGGCAUUGAGAAUAAAGACAAAGUCUCUUCUACCCACUCAUCCUUCUAUCGCUACCACAUACAAAAAUAUUGGUUUCGUGCACGAAGACACAAACAAGCAUCAGUUGGCACUCGAAUAUUUUCAGAAAGCAGCCAUGAUCCUCCAUCAUUCACUUCCAUCCACUCAUCCAUGGGUUGUCACAAUUGAAGAUGCCAUUCGAAGAAUCAAAUCAAAACUGAAGUAUAUCGACCAGAGUUCUCUCUUUUCUUCAGUUAUACGAUUAUCUUCUGUUUAG
Molecule: messenger RNA, 1161 nt
Organism: Didymodactylos carnosus
Lineage: Eukaryota; Metazoa; Rotifera; Eurotatoria; Philodinida; Philodinidae
Source: the annotation of a GenBank genome assembly